AGUCAAGGCUAGGGAGGCUCAUGAUGGCCGCCCCCCCCAAAAUCUGGACUGAUAAGGUUCAAUGGCUAACAGAGCUCUCAUCAUCCUUCUCCUCUUGUUGCUCACUACAGGUGGACGCUCUGAUUUAAUCUUCUACUACGAGAACAAAUGCAGUUACCCGGUAUGGCUUGCUGCCAGACCCUCAAUCGGUGAUUCUGAUCCUGAGCGUGGUCCGAACACCUUAGAGAUAUUCUCAAUGCCUGAUCAAUGGACUGGUAGCAUCUGGGCUAGGACCAAGUGUAGCUUCAAUGCCUCGUAUUACUUUUCAUGUGAAACAGGGGACUGUGGCUCUGGCUUGAAAGAAUGCCAAAACCCACCACCCGCAUUACCUGUCACCCUUCUCAAUUUCGAGAUCAAACCAUCUUUUGUCUCCUAUGAAGUGAGCUUGAACCACGGCCACAACAUUCCCGUCCGGAUCCAACCGGACGGCGGGUCUCUACUCGGCGAGGUUGGGCCAUGUCCUGUCGUAGAUUGUAUAGAAGCUAUAAGUGACGUGUGUCCGAGUCCUCUAGUAGCCCAGAACAGUGAUGGGCGGUAUAUUGGGUGUUAUAGCGCGUGCGAUGAGUUUAAGGAUCCAAAAUAUUGUUGCACAGGGAAUUAUAGUAGCCCAGGGGCUUGCCAGCCUAACGACUACUCGAAGACCUUCAAGCGACUAUGCAAACUUGCCCACACCUAUCCAGGGGACAAUGAUCCUCCCACUUAUAAAUGCACCGGGGCAACGAGGUACAACAUAACCUUUUGUCCCUUCUAGAUUUGCCAUGUCGUGUCCCAAAUGGUUGUAUCCAUGCAGUGGGGUGCUUUAAUCUUCGGCUUUGUAUUUUAACAGAAUAUGGAAUCCAUGGAAGGGGAUAUUGGAGGAUAUGUUGUUGGGACUAGCCAUUUUGGAGAAAAAUAAAACGGGAGAAUAAUGAAUUUACCCCCAUGAACUAUCCAAUUAAAUUAUCAUUUCUCACUUAACGAUUGAUCCCUACCAUUUCUUUUCAAUUAAUACCCUUCGUCAGUGUUUGUCUAAAAAAGGAUGAAAACUUGCGCACGUGCAAAUCUCUUAUUUGAAAUGUUCAAAUCACCCUAAAAAAAAAAUUAAUGG
Molecule: messenger RNA, 1126 nt
Organism: Alnus glutinosa
Lineage: Eukaryota; Viridiplantae; Streptophyta; Magnoliopsida; Fagales; Betulaceae
Product: thaumatin-like protein 1b
Exons: 3
Coding region: 62-790 (242 amino acids)
Biological process (GO): defense response
Cellular component (GO): extracellular region
Source: RefSeq, a predicted model, not a curated record